Effrenium voratum is the source of this 2676-nucleotide messenger RNA. The record is from the annotation of a GenBank genome assembly. NCBI's taxonomy places the organism in Eukaryota, Dinophyceae, Suessiales, Symbiodiniaceae.
AGGCUUCGGCUCAAGUUGGCCAUGGCUUUUUCGUCCAUGGGGCCAGCUAUGGCCAUGGGCAGGCGGUGCGCCUUGGCCUGGCUGCUUUUGGCUUGCGCUGCGGCGCAGGAUGGAGGCCUGGAGAGGCAUCAGGAUCCCAAGAAAGAAAGACAAUCCAAAGUGAUGAUUGUCGUAUUGCUUCUAGCUUCAGUACUCGUGAUUUGCCUUUGCUACGCCUACCAGAGGUUCACCAAAGGUCGGGAUCAGCUGGCAGCGGUGGAGUUGAAGAGGCUUCAGGAGACGGACUCGUUUCUUCAGAAGAUCCUGUCCAACGCAAGCAUCCAGCAGCUUGAGACCCACAAGUUCCGAGGCAUCACUCGGAAGCUCCAAACGGCCACCUUGGAGUUCCGGGACAUCAAGUGCACCGUGAAGUCCGACUCUGGCAUGGCGGUGGUGCUGGACGACCUCAGCGGCUCCUUCUUGGCGGGCCACCUCUCUGCCAUCAUGGGCCCCUCGGGGAGUGGAAAGACCACCUUCAUCGACGUGCUGACGGGCAAGAAACACACCGACUCCAAGUGGACGGUCACUGGCGACUUGCUCAUCAACGGGGAGAAGCAGAGCAUAGAGUACCUGAAGCCGGUCAUCGGCUUUGUCCCCCAGGAUGACACGGUUCACGAAGGGCUGACGGUCCGGGAGAACAUCACCUUCUCCGCGAUGAAGCGGAUGCCCGCGGGCACCAAGGAGCACAGGAUCCGGAAGAUCACGGACGACGUGAUGCAGGUGCUGCAGCUCGAGUCCAAGCAGAACAUGAUCGUGGGGAACCGGGUCACCACCGGCGAGGGCUUGAGUGGGGGCCAGCGCAAGCGCGUGAACAUUGGCCUGGAGAUCGCAGCGUGCCCGACCAUCCUGUUCCUGGACGAGCCGACCUCCGGUCUGGACUCCAAUAGCUCCCUGGUCUUGGUUCAGCAGCUGAAGCGCCUGGCCAAGCUGGGCAUGACGAUCGUCAUGAUCAUCCAUCAGCCGCGCUACAGCCUCUUCACGCUGCUGGAUGACGUCGUGCUGUUGGGCACCGGAGGCCACCUCGCCUACAUCGGGCCGACCCUCCGGGCCAAGCCCUACUUUGAGCGCCUCGGUUUGAUCAUGCCCGAGAACGAGAACCCCGCAGACUGGAUGAUGGACAUCCUGUGCGGAGAGAUUGACCAGCAGUACUCGAGGAUCCAAAAAGCGGAGCUGCCGGCGAUUCUCUUCGAGUGGUGGAGGCAGAACCCGCACCCCGGGAACGAGCCGCUGCCAAGCGGGCUCAGGCACGGAGAGACCCAUAACCUGGAGCAGCAAGACCGGGACUGCAUCAAGCAGCACCUCAAGGACCACUGGGCAGAGGUGGCCCGUGGCAUCACGGAGCUGGAGGAGGAGCACUUCGCCAAGGUCCUGAAGUCCUGCACUGGGGCGACGCCCUCAGAGGAGGUGGCGGGUGAGAUCAUGCGGCGGGUCGUAAACCUCGACAGCGGCAGUGCGAGCACCUACUUCGACGAGCGAGCCAUGUACAACGCUCGGGAUGCAAAAGGGGAUCCGGACACGGUGCGCCUGAAGUCCUUCAUCCGCUACAUGCUCGCAUUCCGCGGAAUUAGCGCGCCGGAAAUCGCCGCGAUCUCUACAGGCGACUCCGAGACUGAGCAAAGCUCCGACGAGGACCGCCAGGAUGAGGGCUCCGGCGACUCGGGGGAAGACGAGGAGGGCUUCUUCUGCCGGCCACGCCGGCGCUCGAAUCGAUAUGACGACGUGGACAGCGACCUCAUCCGCACCCAAGCAGGGUUCUGUACGCAUCUCCAGUGCACCCUGCGGCAGUCCAUGCUGACCUUUUGGCGCACCAUGGAGAUGAAGAUGCUGUUCCUGCUGGUGAUUUGCUUCGCAGCGGCCUUCCUAGCCGUCUUCGACCGCUUCAUCUUCGAGUCGCCCACUUGGAUGCCGACGACCUUCCUCAAUGCUCAGAUCGCCUUGGCGCUGCUGGUCUCUGUGUACUGCCUUCAGGUCUUUAGUGUGGACCAGCCGAUGUACUGGCGCGAGGCGAGCCACGGGCUCAACCGCUGCGCCUUCCUGGUGGGACGAGCCUUGGUGGACACGCUGGACUGGUGCCUUUUAAUGUUCUUCUUCGUGCUGGUCUACUAUGUCAUUGCCCAGCCUCUCCUCACGUUCAUCAUCUACAUGUGGCCCUUCGUCCUGGUGGCCUAUGUUGCCUCGGGCUGGGGCUACGCCAUCUCCUGCUGCCUGCCGACGUCGAUGGGUGCCUUCAUCAGCGCCAUUUUGGCCUUCGCCAUGGGCGGCAUCCUGGGGCUCCCCAUGCAGAUGGGGGUCUUCUUGAACGGCGGCAUCAUGGAAAUUCUGGUGGACUGCAUCUCCUUCACCCGCUGGAGCGUGCCCAUGGGCUUCCUGGCGUCGAUCGAGAUGAAUCCUCCAGAUCCGCAGUUCCUGCCCGACACCGACAAGUGGCAGCUGACGAUGUACGAAGACGCGUACCGCGGGGCCCACUUCCAGCUGGACACGAAGCAGUCGGUGUGGUGGACUGCGGUGCUGGUGCUCAUCCUGCAGGGCAGCCUCUUGCGCGUGGUCGCUUACCUGGGGCUUCGCUUCACCAACCGCGACAGACAGAUCUGAGCGAUCGUCCGCGGAUCGGAUUUGGGGGCGCGGAUCGGAUCUGGG